Molecule: messenger RNA, 2675 nt
Organism: Amoebophrya sp. A120
Lineage: Eukaryota; Dinophyceae; Syndiniales; Amoebophryaceae
Source: the annotation of a GenBank genome assembly
AGCACAUACUUAGCCGGAACGGCUUGGAGUAGAACAAAAUAGUGCAUCUAGAUAACGAAGAAGCUGAAACAGAACGAAACAGCAGAAAAAGAAAGGACUGAUCAUCUUCCAGCACUUUCACAACCUGUUUCACAGCAGGCGUUGCUGUGUGCAGGGAUGCUAAGGUUUCAAUUUGAAGAGAAAAUCUAGAGAUCGAUGGGCGUUUCCUUCCAAGAAGAUGAACAAUUGGGUGCCGGUGCCCCCGAUGCUGGAUCUUCGUCAGACGACGACCACCUCGACGGGGUUGGCGAGCAGUCCCUCGUGUUCCAGAGCCGGGGCGACCGGAUCUUCACAGAUGGUGACGAGAAAGCGAAAACUAUGCAUUGCAAAAGUAUCGUACUAGUAGAAAUAGCAUUACAAAUUUUUCCAGAAGGAAAAAUGGAAUUUGUAAUGCUGAAUAAGCUAAGGAACCAGAUUUGUCAUGCAUGACUGCAAUUACUACGAGUACCAUGCUUUUGCACAGGAUAAAAACCGCCCCACGACAAAAGACGCGGAGCAGCGGGUCUGGCGACGUGUACUACACGCCGGCUGGGGUUCAGCAAGCCAUCGUGUACCGGGAUGAAGAGGACCGAGUCAGGUUCGGCGGAGCCACUAACGCCCGCGCUUUCGCACCCCCGACGAAAGAGGUAGCUCGAAGUGCUUUAGAUGAAUUCAUGAUCUUGUUUGCCUGCUAGUAGUCGUUGCACCAGAUCGAGACCCAGCACACUGGGUGCAUCAUGUAGGCAUGAGUUGUCACCCUCACCUCGUGAUUGAAUUAUUGAUGAUGUUCUUGUUUUAGAAGUACAACUAGUAUGAAGAUCUGAUUCAUUUCAUGAAUCGGAAACAACUUUGCCAGCAUGCGGACAAUGUGAAGAAGAGCAUCCAAGCUGACGCGGCGACAAACACAGGAUGGAGAAUGGUGCGGAAUCUGUGGCAUUCAAGAGAGCAUAGCAACCUACGAACCUGGCUCAGGCUCGCGAAAGAGGUAUGAAAGUUCCACGUAGGAAAAUAGUGAAAAGUUUCUCUAGAAGACUUUUUGUGAUUUUUGACAUGCAGAACUUAUCGUACGCAUGAAAGUUGUUGUGUCAUCUGUGUCUUCCAUUUCGUCGUAACGACAUGCUUUAAGACUUCUUCUUUUCUGGGAACGGUCUAGAACUACCUGUCAAACUGGAUCACUUUCGUCUUGCGAAAUUUUUUAUCCCACCACCAGCCCCCGCCGGCGUAUUCGGAUCGCUACUGGGAGAAGCGUUACAUGGCCCAGCGCGGGCAGAGCUUCGAUUGGUACUGCGACUAUCCGCGGUUCAAGCAGCUUCUGCAUUCCGCUUUCAACCGGUCCCGCGGGAUUCUCGGCGUGGUGGAGAAGCAAGCCGCCUCGAAGGACGACAUCGAGACCCUGAUUCUGGGCAAUGGGUCGAGCGAACUCCCGAUCCAGCUGUACGACGCCGGCUACAGGAACGUCACGUGCAUUGACACCAACGAGCUGGUGGUGGAGAUCAUGAACCGCAAAUUUGCUGCCAUGGAACAAGAGGUGGAGGAGCAGGAAGAGAUAGAGAACAAGUUGCAACAUGCUUCAAAAAAUGCACGAUCAAAAUCGAGAACCCCGCACCCGGAAGAUUUUCUCGAGUACCUGCAGCUGAACAUGAAGAAUCUGUCGGAUUGCUUCCCAUAUGCAUUGCAACAGUACCGUGAUCUUACUAGUUACCAUCCCGCAUGAAGACAGAUCUGCAUCUGGUUUUUUACCUGAAUGCGAAUGACACAGGAAUUGCAUUUUUUUUUCAACAUAUUGUAUUGCAAUGACUACUAGAACUAGUACGAAGAUACUUUUGCAAUGCAUACCCCGGAAAACAGCUUCACCGCCGUGAUAGACAAGGCCACGAUGGACAUCUACGAGUCGAAAUUUGUGGAGCGGUGCGAGCAGGAGCUCUAUGAGCAGGAGAACAAGCGCGUCCAGGAGCAGAAUCUGAAGCAAAACAGCAAGCUGAUGAAGACGGGCGGCUCUACCAGCGGGCGCCCGACGCUGGGAGGCGGCAGCAGUGCCAAUUCGAUGUUGCAGAAACAAAUCUCUGCGGUGUUGAAGCAAAAGCAGCUGGAGGAGAUGCAGGGGAUUGUGCAGGAGAUCGUCAAAGUUCUUCGGCCUGGUGGCUUUUUCUUCAGCAUCUCGGCGCUACCGCCGGAGGAGCGGAUCGAAUACCUCUCACUCAGCAACACCGCCCCCUGGAAGAUCGACGUGAGUCGGAUCCUGCGCGCCAGCGUCCCCUUUCUCCCGCAAUCGCAGCAACAGGGUGCGGGCGUGCCGAGCGGUGCAAGGUCUGGCCAGGGUGGAAAUAACAGCAGUGCUGGCGGGGCAGCUGCUGCUGGGGUAGAACAAAAUUAUUACUGCUACAUUUGUACACUCCCCGUUGUCAGUUGAAUGUUGUAGUUUUGUACACGUGUAGUUGUAUGAUGAUGUUGUCGGACCACGGACAUCUGGUAUAAAUGUUCUUCCAAGAAAGAGCCGGUGGCUUGAAGAUGAAUCAUCUAGAUGCCCCAAGCAGAUCCAGAAUUGCGGCAGGGCUGAGUUUCUAUUUCCCCCUGAAUGUACCUACAAAAUUGAACUAUCUGAAAUUUUGCACCCUCACGAUGAUAUAGAACGCCUGUACUGGCAGAAUAGAAUGUGG